This is a messenger RNA of Vicia faba (fava bean), 996 nucleotides long. The record is from the annotation of a GenBank genome assembly. Lineage: Eukaryota; Viridiplantae; Streptophyta; Magnoliopsida; Fabales; Fabaceae.
AUGGCUCAAGUGCUACAGUCUCCAACGCCAACCUCUCAUUUCUCUUCAUCAACCUCUCCUCCUUCUUCUGAUGACACCAUUCUCAUUCUCACCACCAACCAAGAACACCAGCCGUUAUCACUCUCUUCUUCAUCUUCUUCUUUUUCUUCUUUAGCCGUGGCAGUUAACAACAGUUUUUCUGCAGUUACAGAAUGUGAAGCAGAUGGGAAAAAGACACGGCAAGAGCUAUCCCUUUUGGCCAUUCUUGUGACCCUUUUGAGGAAAUCAUUAGUUUCUUGCUCUAGUGAUUCUGCUGCCAUGGAUAUCGGUCACCCGACUAACGUGCGCCAUGUUGCGCAUGUUACUUUUGAUAGGUUCAAUGGUUUCUUGGGUUUGCCUCGUGAGUUUGAACCUCAGCUCCCCACUAUAGCUCCUAGUGCCAGUGCAACUGUUUUUGGAGUUUCAACAGAAUCUAUGAAAUUAUCAUAUGACACAAGAGGGAACAUUGUGCCAACAAUUCUACUACUAAUGCAAAGACACUUGUAUGCUCAAGGAGGAUUACAGGCAGAGGGAAUUUUCAGAAUUAACGCGGAUAAUAAUCGAGAGGAUUAUGUUAGGGAACAAUUGAGUAAGGGAGUGGUUCCUCAAGACAUUGAUGUGCAUUGUUUGGCAGGAUUGAUUAAGGCAUGGUUUAGGGAGCUGCCAAGAGGUAUUCUGGAUUCUUUAUCUCCAGAGCAGGUAAUGCAAUGUCAAACAGAAGAGGAUUGUGUGGAACUGACGAGUCAGCUACCUCAGACCGAAGCUUCGCUUUUGGAAUGGACUAUCAAUCUGAUGGCUGAUGUUGUUCAAGAGGAACAUCUUAAUAAGAUGAACGUGCGCAACAUUGCUAUGGUUUUUGCACCAAACAUGACUCAGAUGGUAGAUCCUUUGAGUGCAUUGAUGUAUGCAGUUCAAGUGAUGAACUUCUUGAAGACACUUGUAUCAAGGACAGUAAAGGCAAGGAGGGAAGCAUUCUGA